Molecule: messenger RNA, 2088 nt
Organism: Marmota flaviventris (yellow-bellied marmot)
Lineage: Eukaryota; Metazoa; Chordata; Mammalia; Rodentia; Sciuridae
Source: RefSeq, a predicted model, not a curated record
GCCAUGGAUUUCAUUUCCUUUCUGAAUUAAAAAAGUUCACUGAAGAGAAUGAGACCUUUUGUCUAGAGACUGAAUGGAUAAGACUUGGCCCUCCCAGGGACCACAGGGACUCAGUCACACCUGGAACAUUCAGUUUCCCCACAACCACGAUGGACCCAGGGACCCAGCGGGAAAAUUCAGUAGUCAUGCCUGGUGACACCCCGUCUCUGCACAGUUCCCCCGGUACUGGGCCCCGCCACCCUGGGACUGGGCCCCGCUAUCCCGGUACUGGGCCCCGCCACCCUGGGACUGGGCACCGCUACUCUGGGAAUGGGGACAGCUACACCUGGUCUCUGCCCCCUGGAGUCCACAGCCAGAGACUCUUCCACUUCACUGACAAAGUCAACAAUCUGCACAAGAAUCUCAAGCAACAUGCAGCCAACGACACCAUCCAGGGGAUCAUGCAGGAGGUGGAUGAGCUUCUGGAGACCCCUGGGGACCUGGAGACGCUGACCUCCUCACAAAAGCACUGCGUGGCCACUCACCUGCUGACAGAACUGGAGAGGGCCCUGAGACACCUGAGCAGUGAUCUGCCUGAGGGGACAGCAACCUUCAAUUAUUCUGCAGGCACACAACUGGCCCUGGAGGUGCAGAAGCAAGGAAUUUGCAAUGUCACCUUGAGUCUGAAUCAGGCAAAGAUGCAGCUGAACUGGAAUCUGGCACAGGAAUCUUGUUACACAGGCCCUUCUGUGGUGGGCUUGGUCUCCACCCCAGGGAUGGACAAGCUGCUGGCCGAGGCUCCCCUGGUCCUGGAGCCUGAGAAGCAGGUGGCUCCCCAUGGGACACACGAGGACUCGCUGCCGAGAGUCUCGUCUGUCCUGCUCUCAGAUGUUGUCUCAGUCUUUUUGAGCAGCAAUGACACCCAGAACCUCAGCUCAUCAGUUACCUUCACCUUCUCCCAUCCUCCAGUGACACCUGCACCAAGGCAUGAGCUGCUCUGUGUCUUCUGGGACCACAGCCAGAAUGGGAGUCACUGGACCACUGCAGGCUGCAGGACAGUGAGCACCGGAGGUGGCAGCACCACCUGCCACUGUACCCACCUCAGCAGCUUUGCUGUCCUCAUGGCCCACUACCACGUGCAGGAUGACGACCCCGUGCUGAGCAUCAUCACCUGCGUGGGGCUGGGCAUAUCGCUGCCCUGCCUGGUCCUGGCGGCCCUCACCUUCCUCCUGUGCAGAGCCAUCCAGCUCAUGAGGAGGCUCAUGUUCCCUGUGGGCUACGGGGUCCCGGCUACCAUCGUGGCCGUGUCUGCAGCAGCCAGACCUCACCUGUAUGGCACCCCUGCUCGGUGCUGGCUCAAUGCAGAACAGGGGUUUGUGUGGGGCUUCCUUGGACCGGCCUGUGCUAUCUCUUGUGUCAAUUUGGUUUUCUUCCUGAUGACCCUCUGGAUUUUGAAGAGCAAGUUGUCCUCCAUCAACAGAGAUGUGUCCACCCUGCAGAACACGAGGAUGCUGACAUUUAAAGCAAUGGCUCAUCUCUUCAUCUUGGGCUGCACCUGGUGUCUAGGUGUCCUACAGGUUGGCCCCAUGGCCUCCUUCAUGGCCUACCUCUUCACCAUCGUCAACAGCCUGCAGGGCGUCUUCAUCUUCCUGGUGUACUGCCUCCUCAGCCAACAGGUCCGGGAGCAGUACAGGACAUGGCUCAAGAGGAUCAGGAAACGGACAACUGAACCCGAGUCCUACACUCUGUCUAGCAAGGCUGUGUCCGAUGCCUCCUGACCCAGCACGACUGAUUAGAAAGAUCAUGGGAGCUACAUCAUCCUUCCCCAUGGAAAAUCUGAACCGCCAUUUUUUAAUCAUUAGGACAGGACAAAGACUCUUGUGCUGUGUGUUUCAAGAUAUUCAUGGUGUUGGCCACGUGAAGGGAUUCUUGGAGGACAUGAUCGACAUUCAAUACCUGCAGAACCUGAAAUCUGUCCAUGCCCGACAUGGUGCUGGGCAAACUCAACAUCCAGAUGCCAUCCGCAGCCCAAUUCCUCAGUUUCUCUGUUAAACGUUCUUCUACUGCCCACCCUACCUAUGAGGCCUCUUCCAUGCAAAAAUUCUAGAA